Messenger RNA from Capronia epimyces CBS 606.96, 3531 nucleotides. Its product is annotated as DNA polymerase gamma 1. The coding region runs from base 1 to 3531 and encodes 1176 amino acids. Gene Ontology annotation, biological process: mitochondrial DNA replication. The record is from RefSeq and is a predicted model, not a curated record. Lineage: Eukaryota; Fungi; Ascomycota; Eurotiomycetes; Chaetothyriales; Herpotrichiellaceae. The transcript has a single exon. Gene Ontology annotation, molecular function: DNA-directed DNA polymerase activity; DNA binding; 3'-5' exonuclease activity. Gene Ontology annotation, cellular component: gamma DNA polymerase complex; mitochondrion.
AUGCUGUGGCCCCCUGCGCCCGCGCAAUGUGCGCGAGGCUACAUCAGAACCUCCCAGAAAUUCCGAAUACGCCAGGCAUAUGCACUCCGAGCGGCCGCUAUCCUGCGACGACACCAUUCAAGCGAAACUGAUCAGCACCGUCCCUCAGAUACCGCCGGGCAAGCAAAGUUGGCGAGGGACGCACGUCCCAGGUACAAUGAUAUUGGUGUGCAGCAGUUGAGCGACCAUCUCCAUCCGCAAGUCUUCCCCCAAGGUGCGACGAGGCCACGGCCGGAUUUGGUUGAACUGUCCAAAGAUCACCUUCGACGUCACGAGCUGUUGGGGAAGAAUCAAGAUGACACACCAGCAAUCGGGCUCGAUGUGCCGCCACUGCAUGGAACCAGCCUGGACGAGCACUUCACGAAGCUGGGUCUAGAUGCAUCAGAGCCGUACCUGUCCUAUGGCAAGGCGUUUGUGAGAGCAAACACCCCCCAACGCCCCAGAAAAUGGGUGUCAAAGAGCGGCUGGACGAAAUACAAUUCUGAUAUGACAACGGAAGAGGUGGAUGCGCCUGAUGAGACCAUGCUCUCAUUUGAUGUGGAAACGAUGUGGAAGGAAACACCAUUCGCAGUCAUGGCCACUGCUGCAAGUCCAACCGCCUGGUAUGCGUGGAUAUCACCUUGGUUGCUAGGCGAGACAAAUAAUCCAAGACAACUCAUUCCCUUGGGCGAUCCGACCAAGCCACGAAUUGUCGUCGGACACAACAUUGGGUACGACAGAGCACGUGUUAAAGAGGAAUAUGACUUGAAGCAAUCGCGGAACUUUUUUAUCGACACAAUGUCUCUGCAUGUGGCGGUCAAUGGCAUGUGCUCACGACAGCGUCCAACCUGGAUGAAGCACAAGAAGAACCGAGAUCUACGAGACAAAAUGUCUGGUGACCACAGCUCAAUCGAGUUACAAACAAUGCUCGAGAACAAGAUGCUGAGCGAGGAAGAGGAGGAACUUUGGGUUGCAAGAAGCUCCAUCAACUCCCUGCGUGAUGUUGCAAAAUUCCAUUGUGGCGUCACCAUCGACAAGAACCAGAGAAACUAUUUCGGGGAACUAGAUCGGGAUGGCAUCUGCGAGAGACUCGAGGAACUCUUAGACUACUGUGCCGCAGAUGUCGCCAUCACACAUCGAGUUUUUCAAAGGGUCUUUCCUAAUUUCCUGGAGACAUGUCCCCACCCUGUCAGCUUUGCUGCCCUCCGGCACUUGUCGUCCGUCAUUUUGCCUGUCGACAAAUCUUGGGACGAAUACCUUGAAAGAGCCGAGAAGACGUAUCAGCGAAGAUUGGAAGCUGUCGAAAAGAGACUAGUCGAACUAUCGGAAGCAGCUUUGGAAGUCAAAGCACAGCCGGAGGUGUACAGCAAUGAUCCGUGGUUAUGUCAGCUGGACUGGUCGGGCCAGGAAAUCAAGUAUAAGAAGACCAAAAAGAAGGGUGAAGAGCCUGUGCCGUUUGCUCGCCAGAAGAAGCCUGGCGCUCCAAACUGGUACAAAGAUCUAUUCACUUCCAAUACCUCUCCGAUUAACUUGACGGUCCGAACAAGGAUUGCUCCUCUGUUGUUGAAGCUUUCCUGGGACGGUUGUCCCCUGGUCUGGUCUGACAAGCAUGGGUGGACUUUUCGAGUACCUCAUAAAGAGGCUGGAAAAUAUGAGAACAGCAAUGUUGUCAGCUGCGACAUGUCUGAAGAAGCCAAUCCGACCCUCAAAUCCGAUUACCACCAUAUCUACUUCAAACUCCCACACAAAGAUGGCCCGACUGCCCGUUGUGCUUCUCCAUUGGCAAAGGGAUAUCUCCAGUACUUCGAGUCCGGCGUUUUGUCCUCUCAGUACGCCCUUGCGAGAGAGGCAUUGGAGAUGAACGCUUCAUGCUCCUACUGGAUUUCGGCCCGAGACAGGAUCACUUCUCAAAUGGUUGUCAGAGAAGCCGACCGAGACCCAAGCUUGGCUGGAACAUCAGAUCAAGGAUUUAUUCUUCCCCAGGUCAUACCCAUGGGCACCAUCACGCGACGAGCAGUAGAGAAUACUUGGCUCACCGCAUCAAACGCCAAACCGAACAGGGUGGGUUCGGAGCUGAAGGCCAUGGUCAAAGCACCUCCUGGGUACUGCUUCGUUGGCGCCGAUGUUGACAGCGAAGAACUCUGGAUUGCAUCUCUUGUGGGCGAUGCCCAAUUCCAGAUUCACGGCGGGAACGCGAUAGGUUUCAUGACCCUGGAAGGCACCAAGGCCGCAGGGACCGAUCUUCACUCCAAGACGGCAAAGAUCCUUGGAACCUCGCGUAAUGAUGCCAAAGUGUUUAAUUAUGGGCGUAUCUAUGGUGCCGGUCUCAAAUUUGCGGCAACGCUCCUCCGGCAAUUCAAUCCUACUCUUUCUGAAACGCAGUCGAACCUGAUUGCCAUGAAACUCUACAAGGAGACCAAGGGCACACGCACGCGACGCAAAGCCUUCGGGAAUGGUUCCUUCUGGAGAGGAGGCACCGAGUCGUUUGUUUUCAACAAACUCGAGGAGUUUGCCGAGCAAGAGCGUCCUCGUACGCCCGUGCUGGGUGCGGGCAUCACGGAAGCUCUCAUGCGGCGAUUCAUCAACCAAGGCUCAUUCAUGACCUCGCGUAUCAACUGGGCCAUUCAAUCGUCAGGGGUGGACUAUCUGCAUCUGCUUAUUAUCAGCAUGGACUACUUGGUCCGUCGAUUCAACCUCGAUGCACGCCUGGCCAUCACCGUGCACGAUGAGAUCAGGUAUCUGGUCAGGCAUGAGGACCGGUACCGAGCAGCUUUGGCACUGCAGAUCAGCAACCUCUGGACCCGGGCGAUGUUCAGCCAGCAGAUGGGCAUCGAUGACCUUCCUCAAGCCUGCGCAUUUUUCUCCGCCGUGGACAUCGACCAUGUCCUACGCAAAGAAGUCGACAUGGACUGCGUGACGCCCAGCCACCCCGAGAAGAUUCCUCAUGGAGAGAGCCUGGAUAUCAACCAACUACUUGCCAAAGGAGACGAGGCGUUCUUAGACCCUAAUACCUUCCCCCGAGACGGCCUAAUCGAUUUGGACAAGUAUAUCUACACGCCACGACAAAGCGUCAUGUCAACCCUAGGCGGCUCAGGCGACGUGAACUACAUUCGGGCCCAAAUUACCGAUGACGAGAAGGAACUGAAGGCCAUCAUAAAAGACAGUGAAAAAGAAUCCGCUUCACCAUUACCCGAGACACCAUCAUCCUCGUCCUCCUCCAAAACUUCAACAUCCACGGCCCCAACUACCAGGAAGCAGGGCGGGAUCAUCAAGAGCUCGGCGGCAACGGGCCUCCCACGAGGUCGACGCCCAAAACCCAAAGUCCCGAUCCCGCCUCACGCGCAACCGCAACGUGCCGUACUCAUGGAGGUUGAGGACCGAUGGGACAUGGGCUACAAGAAAGCAUUCGCCUCCGCCAGCACCGGCGCCACAGCGACGACUCAUAAGCCAUGGCUGACGGAGAAGAAGUCGGCAUGGUCGAGUCGCUGGGCGAAUGAUGGGUGGGAGGUAUGA